UCCUUCGCCUCCUCGCUCUUUCUCUCUCCAUCUCUCGCCCUUCCCGUGAGCCCAUUAGCCCAUCUGACAAAGAAGGGGACACGCCGUCCCGGGGACAGGAAUACACCUCUCAUCUGACACUCCCUACACCGUUCUGCCCCCACAAUCUUCUUCUUCUUUUUCUUUUUCUUAUUCUCUUCUUCUCCUCUUUCCUAAAACCACCAAAUGAAGCCAGAUUCUUAGAAGAAAAAAAAAAAGCUGGAAACAACUAUCCUUUGUUCCUCUUCCCUCUCCUGACCUCCCACUGCCCAUCCUCUGUCCCGGCCGAAGCAAAGAAAAAAAAAGAAAAAAAGAAAAAAAAGGGAAAACCCUCUGUAACAACGGUAAAAUCUCCAGCCUUUGGCCUUGGACUCGGUCUCUCCCCACCGCUUAGCAUUUAAACUUUCCUGGAUUCUCUUAUCUUUCUCUUCUAAGACCCUUUAACCCAGUCCGAGAUCUAAGACCAUGGAAGGGUAGCUAUCUUUGGCUUUAUGAGUUAGCCUAGUACUGGAAGCUAUUUCCCUUCAGUUGAUCUACUAGCGAGGACUCUUUCCUAUUCUCUUCCCUUCCCUAAUCUUCUCUUUUCUUCUGUGGCCUCUUAGGAGAGAGAAAAAUCUCAGCUUUUGGGGUUCUGGAUUCUUGCUUCAAUGCUGCUUAACUUUUAAGCUAAAGCAGUCGUCUUAAAAGCCUCUCUGGCUUCUUCACUUUUUGACCUUUUAAUACUUUCGAACGAAUGGUAGCCAUAUUUGCUCUUUUAAGCUAGAUAUCGAGUACUAGGAACCGUUCUCCACAAUUUUUUCAUAAAAACCUCAGCUUUUUUUUAUGGGGUUGGAGGCCAGUUUUAUUUGAGAACACCGCUAUAUUCUUCCUUGCAUUGGCGUGGGGAGGAGGGGGAGAUGGGGUGCGUUCACUCGAGGGUGGAGAAGGAUGAGGCGGUGCAGAGAUGCAGGGAGAGGAAGAGGCUCAUGAAACUGCUGCUGGGCCACAGGGCGGAGCUCGCUGCCGCCCACAUGUCGUAUCUCCAGUCCCUGAGGAACACCGGCGCCACCCUUCGGCAGUUCACAGAGGUGGAGUCCAUGGUCCCCGUGAAUGCCCCACCCAGCCUCGCAUUGCCCCCCUCACCGCCCCCACCACCCCUCUGCCCCCUUCUCCUCCACCCCCUCCCCACUUUAGCCCAAUUACGAAGGAGGGGGACGAGGAGGGUACUGAAGAGGACUCAAUUGAUGUAGAUGAGAUCGACAGCUGCCCGACACCACCACCUCCAGUCCACAGCUCGGCGUGGGACUUCUGGGACCCAUUCGGUCUGCCAACCUGCUCGAAUUCCCCUUCUCCAGUCCUUCAAAGAAAGGAUGGAGGAGAGGUGGUGCAGGGGGCCGUGGAAGAAGAAGAUUGGGCGGAGACGAACACGGAGUUUGGGGAAGACGCGGAGGAGGAGGAGAAAGUGGAAGGGAAGGAGAAUGCUUUGGCGGGUGCUCAGAAUUUGGUGUUGAAUCCCAUCAAGGAGAACUCUCCGGUCAGAGAAUUGGCGGAUGAUAACUCAUCCGCAGUGAGUUGGUACACCAAGGAUACCGACAUGGCGUUGGUGGUGUGGAGAAGCAAGAAGACGUUGGCCGGGAUUGUGAAGGAGCUGGAUGAUUAUUUCUUGAAAGCUGCAGCAAGCGGGAGGGAUGUCGCGGUUCUUCUGGAUUCCAACGACGGCCAGCGUCAUCCCUUUGACUUUGAAGGGAAAAGGGGGAAGAGUUUAAAGUCUGCCAAGGUCUUCAAUGCGUUGUCUUGGAGCUGGUCUUCCAGACCCCCACAGUCUAACAGAGGUGCUUAUGUUCAAGAAGCAAGUGAUCCUUGUAGGCCUCAAAACCAUUGCAUGACACUUGAAAAGCUUUAUGCUGAGGAACAGAAGCUCUAUAAGGCAGUUAAGGAGGAUGAGAUUGCUAAAUUCUUGCACAAAAAGAAAACCCUGUUACUGCACAAGCUCGAAGAUGGAGAACAUGACUGGUUGAAGACUGAGAAAACUCGAUCCAACAUUGAGGAACUACAGUGUCGAAUCAUUUCUUUGCAGGAGUCAAUUAAUGGGACAUGUAUGUCCAUUUCCAAGCUUAGAGAUGAAGAGUUGCAUCCUCAGUUGGUCGAGUUAUCUUCCGGGCUUAUGCAGAUGUGGAGAAUGAUGUAUGAGUGCCAUCAAGUUCAGAACCAUGUUGCUCAGCAGGUCAAUCUUUUAGACCACCAUCUUGGCACCGAACCAACAACAGAUUCCCAUCGUCAUGCCACAGCCCAGCUAGAAACUGAGGUCACUUCCUGGUACAGUUCCUUCUGUAACCUCCUUAAAUCUCAGCGUGAGUAUAUAAGCAUUAUCAACCAAUGGGUCAGACUCACUGACUGCCUUCCGGAUAGUAAUGGUAUAAUUGGUUCUGCAUCUGGUAUCCAUGGCCUUUGUGAAGAACUGCAGUGUGCCUUCGACAGACUACCUGACAAGGUAGCAGCUGAGGCAAUUAAGAGCUUUGUGUCAGUUGUCCACUCCAUUGUCCUGCAGCAGAAUCAAGAGUGCAACCUGCAAAAGAAAUCUGUCCGCCUUGAGAGCAGGUUGGAGAAAGAACUGAAUUCACUUUGGGAGUCGGAGAAGCACAAUGAACAUACAAUUGAAAAUCCAGUCCAAGUUGCAGAUUCGAAUCACAACCCAUUGUCGACAAAGCAUGGAAAACUUGAAGCUUUCAAGAAGAGGGUGGAGGAAGAAAAAGCCAAGUAUAUGAACUCUGUUCGCAUGAGCAGAGCCAUGACCCUGAACAAUCUACAAACAAGCCUCCCAAAUGUUUUUCAAGCUUUGAUGGGGUUCUCCAGUGUAUGUGUGCAGGCUUUUGAGGGCAUUAACCAAUCCACUGAAUCUGCGACUAGCCACUCAGAGGGCAUUUCACCUUUAUGUGCAUGAACCUGAUGGGCUUUUGAAACCAGUUGAUCUGUACUGGCGAAAAAAGGUAGUUGUGUAGUGUGAGGUGCGACACUUACAGUUGUAUAUCCAGACUAUGACGGCUUCAGUGAACCUUGCUGCAAGAGAGUUUGAUGUUUUUGAGAUUAACUGUUACUUUUUGAGAGAGGAAGAUUCUUUGAAAGAUAUGAGCUGUUGAAGGAAUUAGAAAAUCAUGGGGAAGUAGGCAGCUUGUACUAGAGAUAUGGGCAUGUUUUCCUUUUUGAUUCGUUCAAGAUGAUUAUAUGGAAGGGGCUUCAGUUCCACCUCAUGCAUUCUCGCUGCUUGAAAUCACUUCUUAAAUUGUGUAUCUUCUCCUUGCUGAAUGCUGUUUAAUUUCAUUUUCUUUGCAUGAGUACCCUUAGAAACGCCUGCUCACAUGUCAUCUGAAAACUGAAAACUUCCAUGUAUACUGACUGAAAAUUUUAAAACCUGAUUGUAUAUAAUCGUUGCUGGUCCCUUUUUGGUUAA
Elaeis guineensis (African oil palm) is the source of this 3445-nucleotide messenger RNA. RefSeq names its product protein ALTERED PHOSPHATE STARVATION RESPONSE 1. The record is from RefSeq and is a predicted model, not a curated record. NCBI's taxonomy places the organism in Eukaryota, Viridiplantae, Streptophyta, Magnoliopsida, Arecales, Arecaceae.